UGUAAUAAUGUCGUUGCUAGAAGUAUAAGUAAUCUAAAUCUCAAAAAUAUCAAGAACCAGAAACAAUUUCCCAACAACAGAUGCUCAACCAUCUCACCAAUCAUGUCUUCCAAAACCCCACUCGACAUUGUCUUCGGCUGCAUGACCUUUGGCCGUGAAGGCGAAGAACAAGUCCGCACCUCGGAUAUAAAUGACUGCGCAGCUAUCCUCGAUACCUUCCAAUCCUACGGCCACAAUGAGGUCGACACGAGUCGUUUCUAUGGCGACGGCACAUCCGAAGAAUACCUCGCCCAACUCUCCUGGCAGAAGCGCGGUCUAGUAAUGGACACCAAAUUUUACCCCAACGUCCAUGGACUUUUCGGCCGUACACCCACUCACUCUAGAAAGGAGGAUAUGGGCAGUAGUUUGAAGGAGAGUCUUACUGCGCUUGGGGCAGAAGGGGUAGAUCUGUGGUAUCUGCAUGCACCGGACCGAAGCGUGCCGCUUGAGGAAACGGCGAGGGCUGUGCAUGAACUGUUUCAAGAGGGUGGUGAGGGGAAGAAGUUCAAGAGGUGGGGGGUUAGUAAUUUUAUGGCUUGGGAGGUCGCAGCAAUCUGCGAGAUUUGCAAGGCAAAUGGGUACCAACUACCCAGCGUCUACCAAGGCGUAUACAACGCCCUCCACCGCAGCAUCGAACACGAACUCCUUCCUUGCCUGCGCAAAUACAACAUGUCAUUUUACGCUUUCAAUCCGUUGGCUGGGGGCUGGUUGACCUCGCGGUAUAAGCGCGAGACGCAGAAUGAUGCUCUUGAGGCUGGGAGUCGGUUUGAUGCGAACCGUAUGCAAGGUAAAAUGUACCGCGCGCGCUACUGGAACGACGAGUUCUUUACUGCGAUUGAAGGUCUGCGGGCAGAGUUGCCGGAAGGCCAGACGGAGAGUGAGACGGCGCUUCGGUGGAUGAUGCAUCAUAGUCAACUGAAGAAAGAAUUCGGGGAUAAGGUUAUUAUUGGGGCGAGUAGUAAGGGGCAGUUGGAGAUGAAUCUCAGGGACUUUGAGAAGGGCCCGUUGGAUGAGAAGGUUGUGAAAGCGUUGGACCAAGGGUGGGCGGUAACAAGAGGAGUGACUUGGAAGUAUUUUCACUAAAUCGGGGGUUGAGUUCGAGGUCGAGGAAGUGAAAUGCGUUGAGACAUGGGAGACAGCUCGGUGAAGAAAGGUUUCAGAGGCGGCGAACGCGGGCUGUGAAAGAAAGGUCAGCCACUUUCGAGACGGUGGACUGCAGGUGGUGGUCAGCAUCUCUGGCUCCUCAGGUAGAUAUAAUAACGGAAAACACUCGUAAC
Messenger RNA from Alternaria rosae, 1316 nucleotides. Its product is annotated as NADP-dependent oxidoreductase domain-containing protein. The transcript is spliced from 4 exons. The record is from RefSeq and is a predicted model, not a curated record. The coding region runs from base 103 to 1122 and encodes 339 amino acids. NCBI's taxonomy places the organism in Eukaryota, Fungi, Ascomycota, Dothideomycetes, Pleosporales, Pleosporaceae.